AUGCCACAACUCUUCAAGAGAGUCAAGAGUUCAGAGGAGGUUUUCAACUCUGUACAUACAUGUAAUGAUGCCAGCUGCCAAGAUGUUUCAUAUCCCCCCAGCUCUCCUACUGUUAAAAGGAUGAUGCAAUACAUGCUGGAAAAUAAGAAACUUCCAGUUGAAAUUCCACAGAUCAUUCUGCAAAAGUCAAAACAUGGAAAGGCUUUCAAUACGUUCCCAAAACAUCUUGUGCCUGAGGAAGUUGAAUGCAGAAUAUGCAAGGAAGUUUUGAGUGAGCCAAUGAUGAUAACUUGCCAAGCGAAGAUUGUUACAUUCCAUGGAGUGAUUCAGGGUGUAUCUACCUACUACAAGCUGUGUAAUAAAUGCAACCUCACAUACAGAUACCAAGAAUGGAGUGACGGUUUGCACAACUUCAAUGAUAAUGUAAUCCUUUCGCUACAUUUGUGUGUGGUUCUGCGAAAUUCACUACAGAAUCACAUGGCUGUAGGUAGGGUUGUGCAGAUAAUUGAAGCCACAGAAGGAGAGUCCUUGCCCAAAGGUGACCUAAUCAUGCAGGCGUAUCUUCACUUUGAGGCUUUAUCUGAUCUGGACUACAUUUACUCCUGUGUGUCCUGCGGAUACAAUCCAAGUACAGUAAUUAUGGACCUUCAUAAAAAAGGAGUGUUCAGCAUCCCAGUGAGUGAAAUUCAGUCUCCACCUGCGACUUAUGAUGGUCAUGUUGACAUAGAGGAAUUUUGGGAUGCAGUGGCAAUGGACAUGAUAAGCAGAGGGUUUUACCCAAGUGGCAAAGAAAACCCAUUUACAGUUUCCCCAAGUUACCACAACUGGUCCCCAUGGAUAGGUCCAAAAACAAGGGAAUCGGCAAUGGUAUUAAACACAGAGAGUGCAAAGGUUCAAUCCUCAACUGAUGGGAGUGACAUUGAUGUGCCUUUUACUGAGGAAAGGCUUGGUGAUGAGCUGCUCCACCUUAAGAUUCAAGAUUUGAAAAAGCUGUGUCGACAGUGUGGGGUUGAUGUUGUUGGUUCCAAAAUGGAUCUCAUUCUCAGACUUCGUAAUAAAAUGUCAAACAGAGUGACGUACAACAAGGUCUUUGAACAGGUGUGGGGUGCUUCUGCUGUCCAGUCGCAGUGUGACCCUAAAUGUUGUCCCAAUCCUGUGGUAACAAGCCUGAAUGUAGUUAAAGCAAGCAAAACAUUUUGGGGAACCAUGCCAAAUGAGGGGCAACAGCAGUUGCUAAACAAUGCUUUGGAUAUCGAAAAGUGCAAAGACGAGCCAUUGGCAACUGUAUAUAACACAACGCUAAUACGAUCAGACCUGUGCUGUCUUGGACUGGAAAAUGACAUUGAGGGAACGGUUCUCAACUGUUGCCUGAAAGUGGUAGAGACCAUAGCAAAAUCACAGAAUGUGAAUGUUUUUUCAGCCAAUUCAUAUCAAAUUGCAACAUGGCCAAACAGGACACUUGAAGAGCACCUUCUACACCUGCCUCUGGAUGAAAAGAUUGACUGGUUUAUCUUCCCAACAUGGAUACCAGGACAUUGGAUGGUUUGUCUUAUGAACCCAGGAGAGCAUGACAUUUUUUUCCUUGAUCCUCUGCACGGCCAAACAUUCAGUCAGGAAGAAUACAUGCUCAUCUACAGAAACAUUGCACAAAUCUUGUCUCCUGGGCCUUGGCAUGAAUACUGUGUCAACGAUAUUACGGGCCUUCCACAACAACAUCUCAGCAACAGCUGUGGUGUCUUUGUCCUGAUGUAUUCACUGAGCUUUGUGACUGCAGGGGCCUUUGAUUUUACAGAGCCUGACGUGCCUUGUAUCAGGAGGUGGUGGUGUCUGCUGCUUUUGGAGAAUUUCCCCUUGAGGUCUGAUGGAGAAAGACGCGCAACAAAAAGACAAAUGAGGCAUACUGAAAAGAAUUUACCCAUGGAGGUCUUGGAGAUGAUACUCCUUGAAGUAGUACUACAGGAUGGAGAUGCUGCCUACAUGAAUCUGUCUCUUACUUGCAGUUGCUUUAGGGCAAUUGUAAACAAGGCCCGGUUCAGACAGAAGGCACACUAUGCAUGGCUUGACAGUAAGUGUGUUAAAGUUUAAAUGUGUCCAUUGAAGUAUGCAUAAGGCCUCAUGAGUAUAAGGUUGGCUUUAAGUAAUCUUGCUUCUUGCUUUUCUAAAGCACUGGCAUGGCUAACAUAAUCUUAGAUGUGCAUAUGAAAGAGUUCUGUUUUGUGUGUGUUUUUGAAUACAGGUGUUGUGAACUGGGGAAAAUGGAGUGAAACAUCAAAGGCUGAAUUGCGGGUGCCUUUUGAAAUUAAAGAGUGUAACACAUGUAAAACCUUGUUCAAAUCCUGCUCGGGUUUUUACAGUAAUGGAAAGCGUGGUUGCCUGAGAGGAUUCUACGACAGCAUAGAGGACCCAGACUGCUGUUUCAUGUGCCAGUAAAGUGUAUAAAGAAGGAAGGUUUAAUGAUUAAAGGA
Onychostoma macrolepis is the source of this 2465-nucleotide messenger RNA. RefSeq lists its product as uncharacterized. The coding region runs from base 1 to 2085 and encodes 694 amino acids. The transcript has 18 exons. NCBI's taxonomy places the organism in Eukaryota, Metazoa, Chordata, Actinopteri, Cypriniformes, Cyprinidae. The record is from RefSeq and is a predicted model, not a curated record. Gene Ontology annotation, molecular function: cysteine-type peptidase activity; protein binding. Gene Ontology annotation, biological process: proteolysis.